AUGUCGUCCGUCCGCGCCAUACCCUCUACCCCGCGGGUUAUCUCCCCGAGCCCGACACCUUCAGAGAUUGAUGCAGCGUCACAAGACAACUACUUUGGCCCGGUGACGAGGUCUGCGGCGAAGAAGCGGCGAACAACGCCCCAGCCGCUGGAGGAACGGGCAGAAGAGGAUGACUACGAGCCAUCGACAAUGCGCAGAUCGCGCACGAGAAGUCGAUCACCCAUCGAGUCCCGCCGAAUCACACCCAUGACCACGGUCAAGUCGCAGAGCAAGAGAGGCAAAUCGCCCAUCAUCCCGAGCGAACCGAUCACGGAAGAAGUCACCGCCAAUGGCGAAGCGAACGGCAAAGUCAAAGCUACGACGGCCAACGGCCACCUGGCCCCUCCCUCUGCCGCUCCUACGGGAUGGAGUUGGCGCGAUUUCAGUCGAAGCCCCAGUCCGCUGGGCUUGAUACCGAUUCACAGAAAGUGGCGGACCUUUGUACACAAGCACGAGGUGCCCAGAAAGAUCUUGCACGUUUCGAUCGGGUUCUUCACUUUGUGGCUCUACGUAUCGGGUAUCCAGACAAGCUCAGUCGCACCGUGGCUCUUUGCUGCGCUGAUGCCCAUUACGACCGCCGACUACCUCCGUCACAACUACGCCUCCUUCAACCGAUUCUACGUCUCGGUCCUCGGCGCGCUGAUGCGCGAGAGCGAAUACGCCGGCUGGAACGGAGUCAUCUUCUACCUGCUUGGCGCGUGGAUCUCGAUGCGCUUCAUGCCCAAGGACGUCGGUGUGAUGGCCAUCCUCCUGCUCAGCUGGUGCGAUACCGCCGCCAGCACCUUUGGCCGCAUGUACGGCGCUUAUACCCCGCGCAUCCGCCGCGGCAAGUCGCUUGCAGGCUCCACAGCCGCAUUCCUUGUCGGCAUCGCCUCUUCAUACUUCUUCUGGGGAUGGCUCGCACCGAGAACGGGACCUUUCCCCGGCGACGAGAAUUAUCCCUUCAUGUUCACGGGAGCACUGCAUCUACCCCGCACCAUCGCAAGCGCCGUGGGGCUUUCGGACGCUCAGGCUACCAUCACCGGACCGCUAGCGCUCGGAGUCAUGGGUCUGUGGUCUGGAUUUGUGGCGGCCGCCAGUGAGGUGGUGGACAUUUUCGGUUGGGACGAUAACUUGACGAUCCCGGUCCUCAGCGGGGCUGGUAUUUGGGGAUUCCUCAAAAUCUUUGGCUAG
Messenger RNA from Colletotrichum abscissum, 1212 nucleotides. RefSeq names its product cytidylyltransferase. Gene Ontology annotation, molecular function: ATP-dependent diacylglycerol kinase activity. The transcript has a single exon. Lineage: Eukaryota; Fungi; Ascomycota; Sordariomycetes; Glomerellales; Glomerellaceae. Gene Ontology annotation, biological process: phosphatidic acid biosynthetic process. The record is from RefSeq and is a predicted model, not a curated record. Gene Ontology annotation, cellular component: endoplasmic reticulum membrane. The coding region runs from base 1 to 1212 and encodes 403 amino acids.